Messenger RNA from Ectocarpus siliculosus, 1563 nucleotides. The record is from the annotation of a GenBank genome assembly. Lineage: Eukaryota; Phaeophyceae; Ectocarpales; Ectocarpaceae.
GAGGCAAAGGCUGAAACAAUCGAGAAAACCAUGGCAUCCGGUCCGUCUUGGAUGCAACGAGAUCAACUGCAAGGCGAGGGACUUACGGCAACGGAUGGAGGCAUUGGCGCUGAUGGCACGAACGAACCAAACGCAAGCUACGGCGCAAUCAAGGCAGAGAUGACGGACACCAACGCGGUGCGGUUCGGAUUUCGGGUGGCAUCCCUGGCGCUGGGGUUGAUGAUGAUCAUCGCCGCCUUUACGGAGCUGUGGAACCUGUCGUCUUUCACGACAUUCUUCAUCGCUCUGUACAAUCUCCUCUUCGCCGGUGUGCUGAUUCUUCACGAGAGCCAGGGGUUAAUUAUGUGCGACGGGGUGGACUACACCAUGCGAAGAUAUUUCGGGCUGGUCUACGGCCACAUGGGCAGGGCUCUUUUCAUCAUCUUCAUUGCCUUUCUCAACUUUGCCCUGACUGACGCCGGGUGGUUCGCAACAUUUACGGGUCUUCUGUUGUUGUUGCAUGGAGGGGCGAUGAUUGUGGUGUUCACCAAGUACCCCCAUCUGCUGGACGAAGCACCUGGACUGGGCGAUCUCAAGACCACGGCACCGCCCAGACAAGACGAAUAUGCGCCUCCUCCGACGAUGCCGUCAACAAGCCUAUAAAUAAGCCUGUGACCGAGGUGAUGUGUAGCUGCACGGAACAUCGGCAAGGAGGGGGAUGCGACGCACUGCGAUGGCACGGCCGCCGGCGCCGGCGCGAUGCCUGCCAACAAAGGCACAGGCACGGACGGGGUUAGGGAACGGGAGCACCCACAAACCCUCGACACCGAACUGUACAGCACGGCAGGAUCGACACAAACAAGCCGACGGAGUGACAUGGCUCAUGUCGGUAUGCCCCAGUUGUGAUUGACGCUGCAACGGGGCCACCGAUAGCGUGGAUGUCUCGCACGAAUCGUGCCCAACGAACCUGGGAUGCCCAUGACACAGUCGGAGCAGGUCGGGGUGGCUGUACGUUUGAUGAUGGUUUUGGUUCAGCGGUGUAGCGAGGUUGGCGAGGGAUGUUUCAGGGGUGAGCUCUGUGGCUUCGCAGGCUGCUUGCAGACGGAAUGGCUGGCUCGGUGCAAUGCAGGAUUUUUGGGUCUUGUAGGCUCGUGGUGUAUCUACGUGUUUCUAUAUAAAUAGAGAAUAGGGAGCCCAAACCUGCCGAUAGGGCGAGUCGUACGCAGCAGUGUGUAUGCACGGCCGUGCCAUGUUUCAUGCACGUACAAUAUCUUGCCGUUGUUUUGCCUUUGGCAGUGCAACUGCCAGAAUGUGUCGCCGCUGCUUGGUUGUUGGGAAUACCUAGUAAGGAAGCACGGUGUUUUUCCAAGGCAGUCAUUUGUCCAGAAUUUUUUUAAGACGUGAUGUCUGAAUACUACAUAUGUAGCAGAAAUAUUUCAUACCGUUCAUCAGAGAACGUUGCCUCCUCGUGUGUCUUGAUCUGGCUCGUUGGGUAGUUAGCAAUCUGGGUGUAUACCUUUCCCCCUUGAUGGGAUUGUUGUGUUGUCGUCGCAUCUACAAAGGUACCCCUGUGACCUGUGCAGU